UUAAGACAACGCGCAAAGUUGAUUUCUGAAAUUUAUUUAGUUAUUAGAUUUUCUGUUUUAAAAAUGUCCACAUUUUUAGAAAUGCUGUCGGGAGAUCAGAACGUCGACCUGAAGAAGUGCGGUGACGUGGUGAUCUCGCCCAGCGAUAAUAUGAUCGCGCUUUAUUGCCACUUCUGUUCGGACAUCUACACAAAUCUGCCAGAGUUUUUGAGACACCUUCAGUGGGCACAUGUGGAUGUUCUGCAUUUUACUAAGGAGCCCAAUGUAUACAGCGUUGAGGAGCUGCUUAUCGACAGGGAAGUAUCCGAGGAAAAUGCCCAGACUGCAAAGGACAACAACAGGAGCGGAGACUUCAGGGAACAUGCAGAAUCGGUAGAGCCUAAAACUAAGAAGGAUAUAAAGGAUACUUCCCAAGAAAAUUGUGAAACUAAAUAUAAACUGGCUAAAACAAACGAUUUUACAGGAUUUAAAAGCAUUAUUUUCGAGGCAAAUGACUUCAAAGAGAAUGAAAUCAUCAACAUGGAAACUUUCACAGUAAAGGGAUCUCGCAAUAUUGUUAAAAACAAAAAAACCCUACAAAUUUGCGACCUAAAGAGUCACACCAUUGCCAGGAAAUCGAGGAAACACAUGAGCAUCGUAAAGAGCCGAAUACUUAAUUCCAUCGAAACCAAAGAACUACAAAUUAAAUCUGUAAUACCCAACAUCAUUCCUCACAUAACUGAACCACUACAAUUAGAUAACAUACCCGCACAUAGCUAUCAAACACCUCCCAAGUGUUUCUCGAGAGCACCUAUUUUAAGUGUAAGAAAGUCUUCUCUAACUAAGGCACAAGGACCUCUCGGGAGCCCCAGCUCGCCAGAGAUUAUAACCGCUCUUUCCCAAGUGAAACUGCUUGAUUUUAAACCAAAGACCAUUUCACCUAGUCGGGAAAUUCACAAUUUUUACGUUUCUAAUAUGGCGAAUAAAAAACCGACCUUAAAAAUAAAAGAGGUAAAAAGUCUUCCAAAUCUUAAUGUUAAGCCAAAAGUGUUAUAUGAGCUAAAUAAUAGAAGUGAGAGCAGUUCAAACACUUCAUCCUCGCCCAAAAAGACUCAGACUAACAAAUUUUUGAUAAACCACGUUCUGGAAGAAAAAGCCAAACAAAAGAAGCUCGAACUAUCUCAAAACCAAAAACUAAUCAAAGAUACCAGUAAAAGCCUAAAAACUAUACAGUUUAAGGAAAACAUUCACGUGGGACAGCAGAUGGAGGAAAAGUGUAAAAAAUCCAAUGAAAACGAUGUCCAAAAACUAUGUUAUGAUAUACCCGAUAGUAACCCGAUAGUAACAAACAAUACAAAACAUGAGAUUAUAAAUGCACUUGUGACAAAAGAGGGUCAAAUUAUUCCCAAGAAAAACACAACUGCUAAAUUAGACAGUUGCUCUCUCUUGCAAAACGUUGGGUUGUCAGCAAUCAUAAAUAGUACUUUUGAGGACAAGUUAGUUUUCGAAGAAGUACUGCAGUUGAGGCAAAAAGCUUCCCAGUUUAGCAAAAUCUACAAGCAUUACCAUUGCAUUUGGAAUUAUAGAGCUAUGAAUCCGCCAGCUGAACCUCAAUUAAUUUCCCUUAUGAUCUCCUCUUUAACCUCGGAGGUAAACAUGGUGAUGAGAUGCAACCUGACUGAAAGCGAUAUAAAACGGAUUGUUAACCUGAUUUUCGUUUGGCACAAAAAUAUGACUGAUCAGGAGGAUGUUGAGAAGCCCAGUCUUUCGACCAGCGCUCAAUAUUAUUUAAAUUUAUUCACGUUUUUACCUGUCAGCUUUGUAUUUUUCUGCGCGAACUGUAACGAUUACUUUGCUGUUGAAAAAACAUACAAACAGCAUUUGAUGUCACACCAAUUUAAUGACGUUUUUGCUUCCUAGAGUGGCGAGGAUAACUUUUAAUUUAAGAUAUUAUUGAAUGUUCAAGUUAUACAUUAUUAAACUCUACGAAAUGUUAUAUAGUUGUCUAAAAGGGAAAUAUCUUAGCUUCUUGUUUACUUUUUCUUAGCAUUUUUUAUAUUUUACACUUAUUUAAGACUGGAAUAUGUGUCGAUUUUUUUUAGUUAUUUCAUAAAUAAAACAAAAAUUAAAUUAUAAA
Messenger RNA from Drosophila eugracilis, 2116 nucleotides. Its product is annotated as protein teflon. Lineage: Eukaryota; Metazoa; Arthropoda; Insecta; Diptera; Drosophilidae. The record is from RefSeq and is a predicted model, not a curated record. The transcript is spliced from 3 exons. Bases 64 to 1899 code for a protein of 611 amino acids.